CUCUUCCUCAUCUAAGCCGGGUUCAACUCGCAUUCAAAGAAAGUCAUUUAGCAACAGAAGCAAACGCUAACUUACUGUUCUAUACUUGUACUGAAAAUGGGAGAUCCUGUGGCUGGUUACACGUCCCGACUUCAACAGCAGGAGCUGGAGAUCCAUUCCCUGACUGCAGAGCUCGAGAGCCUGAAGAACCCACAGGGCCUGGGCUUGUCCUCACACCUGGAUGGGCUGAGAGAGGAGAAUGCCAAGCUCAAAUACCGCCUCAAUGUCCUCAAAAGGAGUCUGCAGGAGGAGAGGAGCCAGUGCAGUAAAACCAUGAUGAACAUCAACCAGCGCCUGCAGGAGAUCUUUGGGGAGGCCAUCCGGGAGGCCUUCCCCGACCUGGAGAACCCUCCCCUGGCCGUCACCCCCAACCAGCAGGCCAAGUUUGGGGACUACCAGUGUAACAGCGCUAUGGCCAUGGCCCAGAUGAUGAAAUCAAAGGGCCUGAAAGUUAACCCCAGGCAGAUCGCUGAGAAUAUUCAGCAGAACAUUCCUGACAAUGAGCUCAUUGAGAAGACAGAAAUUGCUGGACCAGGGUUCAUCAAUGUUCACCUUAAGAGAUCGUUUGUGUCCAAACUGCUGACCAAUCUGCUACUCAACGGUGUCCAACCUCCUCGCUUAGAGAGCAAGAAGAAGGUGGUUGUGGACUUCUCAUCUCCUAACAUCGCCAAGGAGAUGCACGUAGGUCACCUGCGCUCCACAAUCAUUGGGGACAGCAUGUGUCGUCUCUUUGAGUUCCUGGGCUACGACGUCUUGAGGCUGAAUCACGUAGGGGACUGGGGCACCCAGUUUGGGAUGCUCAUCGCUCACCUGCAAGACAAGUUCCCAAACUACCUGACCGUAUCCCCUCCUAUCGGAGACCUGCAGGCCUUCUACAAAGAGUCUAAGAAGCGUUUUGACGAGGAGGAGGACUUUAAGAAGAGGGCCUACCAGUGUGUGGUCAAGCUGCAGAGCAAAGACCCAGCUUUCAUCAAAGGAUGGAACCUCAUCUGUGACGUUUCCAGGAAGGAAUUCCAGAAGGUCUACAACUGUCUGGACAUCCAGAUCAUCGAGAGAGGAGAGUCCUUCUACCAGGAGAAGAUGACCGCCGUGGUCAAAGAGUUUGAGGCCAAAGGCCUGGUGGAGAUGGAUGAGGGCCGUAAGAUAGUGUUUGCCCCGGGCCAGCAGAUCCCCCUGACGGUGGUGAAGUCUGACGGUGGCUACACCUACGACACAUCAGACCUGGCCGCCCUGCGCCAGCGGCUCUUUGACGAGAAGGCAGACAUCAUCAUCUACGUGACGGACAGCGGCCAGGGCACCCACUUCCAGGUAGUGUUUGCAGCGGCUCAGAUGAUUGGCUGGUACGACCCCAAUGUGACACGAGUGGAGCACGCUGGUUUCGGAGUGGUGCUGGGAGAGGACAAAAAGAAGUUUAAGACUCGCUCCGGGGAUACGGUGAGGCUGAUGGACCUGCUGGACGAAGGCCUGAAGAGGUCCAUGGAAAAACUCAAGGAGAAGGACAGGGACAAGGUUCUGAGCACGGAGGAUCUGACCAAGGCCCAGCGCUCGGUGGCGUUCGGCUGCAUUAAGUAUGCCGACCUGUCUCAUAACCGCAUCAACGACUACGUGUUCUCCUUCGACAAGAUGCUAGACGACCGGGGCAACACGGCCGCCUACCUCCUCUACGCCUUCACCCGCAUCAGGUCCAUAGCCCGGUUGGCUAACAUCGACGAGGCAGCGCUCCGUAAAGCAGCAGAGACCACGGAGGUGCUCUUGGAGCACGACAAGGAGUGGAAGUUGGGCAAGUGUCUCCUGCGCUUCCCUGAGAUCCUGCAGAAGAUCCUGGAUGACCUGCUGCUCCACACGCUGUGUGACUACCUGUAUGAGCUGGCCACGACCUUCACAGAGUUCUACGACAGCUGUUACUGUAUCGAGAAGGACCGCCAGACAGGUGAGGUGGUAAAGGUAAACAUGUGGAGGAUGCUCCUGUGUGAUGCCACUGCCGCCAUCAUGGCCAAAGGCUUCGAUAUCCUGGGCAUCAACCCUGUCUCCAGGAUGUGACCUCAUCAUCGUGACAUCACAAUGCCCUCGUCCCAUCUCCUCGGACGACAGAAAAAAAGAGCCACUUCAAACCAUUAACGUCACCUGGGAUCUUACUGUAUACCAAAUAAAAUAAAAAUUACUGCUUGUAAAAAAAAAAAAAAA
Messenger RNA from Salvelinus namaycush (lake trout), 2223 nucleotides. Its product is annotated as arginine--tRNA ligase, cytoplasmic-like. NCBI's taxonomy places the organism in Eukaryota, Metazoa, Chordata, Actinopteri, Salmoniformes, Salmonidae. The record is from RefSeq and is a predicted model, not a curated record. Bases 97 to 2079 code for a protein of 660 amino acids. The transcript is spliced from 15 exons. Gene Ontology annotation, biological process: arginyl-tRNA aminoacylation. Gene Ontology annotation, cellular component: cytoplasm. Gene Ontology annotation, molecular function: ATP binding; arginine-tRNA ligase activity.